GCUUCUGUAGAGGAGCUUGACGUUUCAAACAACCACAACCUGCCUUUUACACAUUUGACUGAUUCAGACCUCUUCAAGCACUUGACAGCUCUGAAAAUAUUAAGAAUGUAUGGAACCACAAAUGUAUUGAAUGCAACAAAUGGCUAUCCGAAUAAGCUGUGGUCUAAUGUGCGCACACUGGAAGAAAUCUGGAUAGAUGGUCUACCAUUUGCAGUGUUUGGAGAAGAGUUUAAACGAAUGCCAAACUUGAAAACUAUCCGCAUUACUGGCGAUUUAAUAGAUCCACCGGGGCAGGCUUAUAACUAUUGUAAUAUCGUUCAUAUUAACAAUGAGAUGCUUAAAAAUUUAGAACAUGUCUCGAACCUUUCCAUAGUUCAUUGCAAUGUUCAUUCAAUCUCCGAUCUGGCAUUUGAUGGCGUCAAAAAUCUAAGCGUUUUGGACCUUUCGUGUAAUUUAGAAUUAGGCUUUGUCAACGCGUCAAUGGGUUUUGGUCACCUAAAUAGCGGCCUAAAAAUGCUCGUAUUAAACAAUAUUAAUAAACAAUAUUAUGUAAUUAUAAAUGAAAGUUUCGCAAAGAGCCUGCAAAAUACAUCUCUUACUCAUCUAUACAUAGAAGGCAACAAUAUUUUCCGGUUUCACGAGAACGCGUUUAUCAACUUACCAAUAAGUUUAAAGAAAUUGUAUGCUGGCAACAAUAGAUUUGACAUGGAUUAUUACCUUAUUCAUCUAAAUAACUUAACAAAUUUGGAAUUAUUAGACCUAUCGUUAAACAAACUAACGUUCUAUGACAAUAACGCAAACCAUGAUUUAACAGACACCUGUUUAUCGCAUUUAACUGAAAGACCCAAAAAAUUAAAGAGCCGCAUUUCCACGCACAAACACACAAAUGCAGCUUUUAUUAUAUCAAGCUGCCUUAAUCAAGUUCAGGUUGAGAUACCCGCUGCUUUGCCACCUAAACUUGAAACACUUGAUGUUCAUUCUAGUAACAUGGGCCUAGCCGUAUACGGAUACAUGCCAAAUAAUAAUUCUUUAAAAACUGUUUAUGCCUCAAACGCUCUAUUAAACAGUUGGCCGAAUCGAUUGCCUGACUCUAUAUCCCUUGCACAUCUUGACUUGAGUUCCAAUCUUUGUUCCGAUGUUCAUCAAGAUUUACUUAAAGGUCUUCCUUUUCUUGAGUUUCUAGAUCUGUCUGGAAAUUAUCUUAGCCUUGUGAUGACAAAGUAUGGUGAUUUAUUUGAAAACAACAUACAGCUUAAACAUCUGGAUAUAUCAAAAAAUGAACUUACGGAAUUAAAUAAUACUCUUUUUAAAAAUCAGAUCAAUAUGACGUUCUUGAACCUGUCACAAAACAAACUUAAAUCGUUCAGCAUUUAUGCAGAUAACUUAACAAAACUUAAAGUGAUAAAUCUUUCACAAAAUUGCUUUUUAACUUUGACGGAUUUUAAACAGAUUUUACACGUUAUUAGAAACCAUUUUGAAAACAGAAACGAAACUGUUGUUGAUCUGAGAAACAAUGAUUUUCUGUGUUCAUGUGACGCUGAUGACGUAGCAUUCAUGAACAGUGUGGCUGAGGACGUUCGAAGUCAUCGGUAUUUACUACAGUUUACAUGCAAUCAAAACGAAGAAGUCAGGAAUCCCUCCGAUUUUGAAUCAUUCAAACACAAUUUUGAUAAGAACUGUAGAACCAUGAUUGUUCCGAUUGUAGUUGGUGUGGUGUUCGUGUUUAUUUUGUUAAUUAUAACCGUCGCUACGUUGGUGUAUAAAUUUAGAUGGAAAAUAAAAUACUGGUUUUACGUUCGAAAUAGUAAACGGCGAAUGCGAAAUGGAUAUACCGUCAUUCCAAAUUCCAAUGAUUGGUCGUAUAAAUAUGACGUAUACUUGGCGUAUUCUUACGAGGUACAGGAAUUCAUCAUAGACACUGUUUUAACCAAACUGAGUGAACUCGGGUACAAAGCGUUCAGUCAAGAAGACAUUAUUCCCGGUGUGAACCUCUGUAGUGUUAUUGGGAACGCAAUCCACGUCAGCAGAUGUGUUGUGUUUGUUGUUAGUUCAAAUUGCGAGGACUCGAAUGAAUGGUGUAUUGCGGUCCAUAUGGCAAACGAAGAAGCAAUCCAAAGAGGGAAACACAUCACUUUGGCAAUAUUAUAUGAUUAUAACUGUCUUGAUGGGAUACCGGGUGCAGACCAGUUAAUACACCAAGACUAUUUCAUAGAUUUCCCUCGUCAUGGCAGUGACCAUGAGGCAACCGCGUUCUGGACUGACUUUGAAAAUAAACUGAUAUCUAUCGAUAACACUGCGAUAGAAAAUCAAUGACUUACCUAGCAAGGAAUAAUGAACGCUCUUGAAGCAAGUUUUUACCGUACGUGUAAAAAUUUCCGACAGUGUUUGUAUUACUGGUGUCAUGCUAUGUUAGGGCAAAAAGAGUGUGAACUACAUGUACUUCCUUGUUUGACAAUACGUGACACGUCUAAUGAGAUCACUUUUUCCUUAAUUUUCUUAUUGCGUACCAAAAGCUAAAAAGGACCGAUAACCGAAAACGUGUACAAUUCAUUUACAUUCGAUCAAUCAUAUAAAAUGUGCAUAGAAUGUAUUGCAGAAAAACAUUUCCGCGAAUACCGUAUAUUUCUAUUUUUUUCUAAUAAGCCUAAAUAAAACAAAGUGGUUACAAGCUUUGUUUACAAGCAUUAAGUCAAACUUGGCUGGGUAUUCCCGUAAACGAGUGCACAUCCGCACAAAUUUAACAUGUGGGAGGCCUGCUGUGGGCCUAGCAUUUCUUUGUAAUUUAUAAAACCGACAGCGCAAAACUAUUUCCCAUAGUUAUCAGUUAUUUCCAUGUCAAUAUUGUGUUCAAAUCCGCUGUUUUAACCUAUUAUACUUCAAUUUAAGUUAUAUGCAAAGUGGUCGAAGACAAAUAUUUUUUAAACGAUUGAUGGUUACUUGUUUGCACAAAUUUAACCUUUCAAACGCUUAUUUUUAUUUAAUUUGCAUUCCGUUAAUUUGAAUCAUUUUCAAUUAUAAAUCUUACACUAUCUCGGAAAUAUCACAUUCGGUUAUUGGUGCUACAUAUGAUUCGACAAUGAUGGCGUUAAGGUAGCGCACCUCUAAUGAUUUCCCGCGAUUUCUUCGAAGGUUGAAGAGCCUACUAUUAGGUGCCGUAGCCUAGUGGUUAAGGCGAUAGACUAUAAAUCUUUUGGGAUAUUCCCGCGCAGGUUCGAAUCCUGCCGACGACGUAUACUUUUUUGCGACGAGUUUUAUUUAUUUUCUAACGUAAUUUGACUUAAUAUGGCAUAUAAGCUAUAUUUAUUGUUAAAUAUGUUGCAAUUUUUAUGCACAUUCUUCAAUUAUUUAAAUUAAAACAACGUUAUGGCGAAAUUGGUUGAUUUACUGUUGAAAAUACGAACCAUGCAUGUUGCAUUUUUAUUUUUAUUUCAAAAAGUAAACGGUAAAUCUGUCUAUUUCUUGGUAUUUUUGCUGUAUAUAGUGUUUCUAUAAAAACUAAGUUUAAAAUAUGACUUAAAUGAUACUAUUUUGAAUUUUAUGACACUUUGAUUUUAACCGACCCAAUUUUUACUUGGCUGAAAUCACUUACAUUUCAUGGCGCUCUUUCAUAGAUAAAAAUUUGUAAAAAAUAAAUGUCUGUAAAAGAAUACUUAUUUCAUCUUGUUUAAACUUUAAACACCUUUACAGCAUCUGUACACACCAACUGCAUGCCCAUAUUUGGAAAUUUGAAUGAAUUAUGGAACUUUUAUAUACCCCAGGGGUGAAAAUAAACUGGACAAAAGCCGAGCGUGGGGGGUGGUUUUGAAAAAAAUCGGUAUAUUUUUUUUAAAAGCAUGGAAAGCCUACCUACAAAUUUGCAUGUAGUUCAGUGAAAUGAUGCUGAUUAAGAAAAUAAUAAAUUAGAUUAUAUUUGGAUAUGUGCCCAUUAGAGGUGCGCUACCUUAAUUUGUACCUUUAUGUCGAGCCUCUAUGAAAUAUCAACUCAUCAACAAUAUCCGGGAAGUUGAUGAACUCGAAAGAAGAAGUACUAAAGCUGAUGCAACUGCAGCAUUGUAAACAUGCGUAUAAAGAAUGUUAGGAAGUUUAAUAUGGUAAUAUCAUUCCAUAAUUGGCCCUCGACAAGUACGGUUUAUUUCCGCUAUCAGUAAGCCUUUAAUAGAAUGCAUAAUGCGUAUAAUAUUAACAUCAUAUAUACAUGUACAUAUAAUGUCAACUGGUAUCUGAUCUUCAAUGAUUGACGCGUCUCCAGUAUUAAACACUUUUAGAAAAAAAAAAUACAGUCUUUGGAAUUAAAAUAUGAUAACAUAACAUAAAACGUUUUCGACAGAGAAUUAACACCACAUUUCAACUUAUUUUUAAAGUGUAUACAUGUAAUUGCAAAUCGAGUUAUAUUUCCCUAAUUGUAUCUCAAUACACGCUUUUAUAAUGCCUGACUUAAGUAAACAAUUAACAUGUAUCUUUACAGCAUUCGACAAACAAAGAGGCCUAAUACAGUUUUGGUUCCUAAUGUUGUUGUUGUUUUUUUAAUGAUAUUGUUACAAACUAACUUUGUAUAUGCAUGUACAUUAUUGACCACUUUUGUAUAUUCAAUAUUUUGUUGUGCGUUUAUGUGUCCUAAUUGUCUUAUAUGUUAUGUAAUUUUAAUACACGUCCCUAACACUA
Molecule: messenger RNA, 4662 nt
Organism: Dreissena polymorpha
Lineage: Eukaryota; Metazoa; Mollusca; Bivalvia; Myida; Dreissenidae
Product: toll-like receptor 4
Exons: 1
Coding region: 106-2313 (735 amino acids)
Biological process (GO): toll-like receptor signaling pathway; inflammatory response; immune response
Cellular component (GO): membrane
Molecular function (GO): transmembrane signaling receptor activity
Source: RefSeq, a predicted model, not a curated record